Molecule: messenger RNA, 5172 nt
Organism: Grammomys surdaster
Lineage: Eukaryota; Metazoa; Chordata; Mammalia; Rodentia; Muridae
Biological process (GO): proteolysis; virion assembly; DNA integration
Molecular function (GO): nucleic acid binding; aspartic-type endopeptidase activity; RNA-DNA hybrid ribonuclease activity
Source: RefSeq, a predicted model, not a curated record
AUGGGACAGACUGUAGUGACUCCCUUAAGCCUGACUUUAGACCACUGGACAGAGGUGAAGGACAGAGGCAAUGAGUUUUCAGUUAACAUCAGGAAGGGACAUUGGAAGACUUUCUGUGCCUCAGAGUGGCCAAAACUUGAUGUGGGAUGGCCACCUGAGGGGACUUUUGACGCGACUACUAUUUCUGCAGUAAAAGCUACUAUUUUUCAGGAAGGACCAGGGUCACAUCCCGAUCAACAGCCAUACAUCGUGGUUUGGCAGAACCUGAUCCAGAAUCCCCCUCCGUGGGUGAGACCAUGGGUUAAGAGACAGCCAGGCUCCCGAGCCCUGGCUCUCUGCAGUUCCGGGCCUAAAACGCCCAAACCAAAACCAAAACCGGACUCGGAAACUAAAACUCCGCCUAAGAUCUAUCCCGAGAUAGAGGAGCCACCUGAGUGGCCAAGUCCGCCACUGCCCCCCCCCUUAUCAUCACCACCACAGGCUCCCCCGGCCUCGGCACCGAGUCCAGAACUACAGGGAGCAGCCGGGGCCGGGGGGCUGGCAACUGGCACUCGGAGCCGGAGAGGGUUGAGUCCGGAAGGACCCGACUCCACUGUUUCUCUACCUCUCCGAGCUAUAGGUCCGGCACCUACCGAGCCGAAUGCAGUCCAGUUCCUACAAUACUGGCCCUUCUCUUCAUCUGAUCUGUUUAACUGGAAAGCUAAUUAUCCCCCUUUUUCAGAGAAUCCUACAUCCCUGAUUGGACUGGUGGAGUCUAUAAUGUACUCGCACCAGCCCACCUGGGAUGAUUGCAAUCAGCUCCUCCAGACUCUCUUCACAGCCGAAGAGAAAGAGAGAGUUCUUCUGGAGGCCCGGAGAAACAUCCAGAAUGCUGCGGGACAACUUUUGCAGAAUCUAACUCCAGUAGAGAUUGAUGAGGCUGUUCCCCUCACUCGGCCCCAAUGGAACCACAACACAGCUGCAGGUAGGGAAAGGCUGUCCAUCUACCGCCGGGCUCUGGUGUCAGGUCUCAGAGGGGCGGCGAGACGCCCCACCAAUUUGGCUAAGGUAAGAAAGGUUAUGCAGGAGCCAGAAGAAGCCCCCUCUGUUUUCUUGGAGCGCCUCAUGGAGGCAUAUCGCAGAUAUACUCCUUUUAACCCCACCUUGGAGGGACAGAGGAUGUCUGUCAUUAUGGCUUUUAUUGGGCAGGCUGCUGCAGAUAUUAGAAAGAAGUUACAGCGUCUUGAGGGAUUACAAGACCUCACAAUCAGAGAUGUGGUUAAGGAAGCAGAGAAGAUCUAUCAUAAGAGGGAAACUCAGGAAGAAAAAGCAGAAAGAGAGAAAAGAGAAAGGAGUAAGGAGAAAGAUGAGAGACAGAGAAGGCAGGAAAAGAAUUUGACUAAGAUUUUGGCCACAGUUAUAGAUGAGGGAAGAAGACAGGGAAGAGGAGUUAGGCAGACAGGGAACUUGGGCGAGUAUUGGAGGCAGGAGCCAAGGAGACCCAGAAGAGCCAGCCAAGCACUGGACAGAGACCAAUGUGCCUAUUGCAAGGAGAGAGGACAUUGGGCCAGAGAGUGUCCCGCCAAGAAGGGACUUAAGGCUCUGGCCCUAGGUAGCAAUGAAGACUAGGGGGGUCAGGGCUUGGCCCCCCUCCCCGAGCCUAGGGUAACCCUGAAAGUGGAGGGGACCCCCAUGGACUUACUUGUCGACACGGGAGCAGAAUUCUCAGUGCUCAAGAAACCCCUGGGGAAGUUGAGAAGUAAGCAAACCAUAGUUAUUGGAGCCACUGGACAGAACUCAUAUUCGUGGACCACCACGAGAACAGUAGACCUGGGAAAAGGACAGGUGUCUCACUCCUUCCUAGUGAUACCUGAGUGUCCUACCCCUUUGCUGGGUAGGGACCUUUUAACUAAGUUAAAGGCACAAAUAAGUUUCACCCCCCAGGGGCCAAAGGUGACAUGGGACACUAUCAAAUCCCCAGUGUUAACACUCUCCCUGAAAACAGAAGAUGAAUAUAGACUGUUUCAGUCUGACACUCAGGGACAUCCUUCAUCAGAAUUGGAAAUGGGACCCUGGUCCCUGUUUACUGAGGCCUGGGAAGAGACUGGGGGAAUGGGGAUGGCCAAGAAUGUACCCCCGAUAGUCAUUGAGCUCAAAGCUGGUGCUUCUCCAAUUGGGGUCAGGCAAUACCCCAUGAGCAAGGAAGCCAGAAUGGGGAUACGUCCCCACAUUGAAAGACUAUUACAACAGGGAAUUUUAGUCCCCUGCAAAUCUCCCUGGAAUACACCUCUGUUGCCAGUAAAGAAACCAGGCACUGGAGAUUACCGGCCGGUUCAAGAUCUCCGAGAAGUUAACAAACGGGUACUAGAUAUCCACCCUACGGUACCCAAUCCCUACAAUUUGCUCAGCUCUCUGCCCCCGGACAGAACUUGGUAUUCAGUUCUGGACCUUAAAGAUGCUUUCUUUUGUUUGAGACUUCAUUCCCAGAGUCAGCCCCUGUUUGCCUUUGAGUGGAGAGACCCAGAGAAUGGUAAAGCAGGACAGCUGACCUGGACGAGACUCCCCCAGGGAUUCAAGAACUCUCCCACUUUAUUUGAUGAGGCACUACACCGGGACUUGGCCCCUUUCAGGGCUAAUAAUCCUCAAGUGACUCUGUUACAAUACAUAGAUGACCUUUUAUUGGCCGCUAAGGACCCCCAAGAUUGUGAGAAAGGAACAGAACGUCUCCUGGCUGAGUUGGGUAAGUUGGGGUAUCGGGCAUCUAUGAAGAAGGCCCAGCUAUGUAAGACUGAAGUGACUUAUUUGGGUUACACCUUGAGAGAUGGACAAUGAUGGCUGACUGAGGCCAGAAAGCAGACAGUUAUGCAGAUCCCAACCCCAACUACCCCUCAUCAGGUAAGAGAGUUUCUUGGGACCGCCGGGUUCUGCAGGCUGUGGAUCCCAGGGUUCGCCACCUUGGCGGCACCUUUAUACCCCCUGACUAAGGAGCAAGGGGAGUUUACCUGGACAAUCGAACAUCAGAAAGCCUUUGAGGCUUUGAAAAAGGCUUUAUUAGAAGCCCCUGCUUUGGCUUUACCAGAUCUAACUAAGCCUUUCACUCUCUAUGUUGAUGAGAGGAAGGGGGUGGCUAGAGGAGUUUUGACUCAAACCUUGGGUCCAUGGAAACGUCCAGUGGCGUAUCUCUCAAAGAAGCUAGACCCGGUAGCAAGUGGAUGGCCUGUCUGUCUGCGGGCCAUAGCAGCUACAGCUCUACUAGUGAAAGAUGCUGAUAAACUGACUUUGGGACAGAAAUUAUCAAUAGUGGCCCCUCAUGCUCUGGAAAGCAUUGUCAGACAGCCUCCCGAUCGCUGGAUGACUAAUGCCAGAAUGACUCACUACCAGAGCCUCCUUCUCACCAAACGUAUAACCUUUGCCCCGCCGGCUGUUCUGAACCCUGCCACCCUGCUGCCCGAGGCUGACAGCUCCGUGAUUCACCAGUGUGAAGAAAUACUGGCUGAAGAAACGUCCAACAGACCGGACCUGACUGACAAGCCCUGGCCAGGGGUGAAGACCUGGUUUACUGAUGGGAGCUGCUUCGUGGUUGAGGGUAAACGAAGGGCGGGAGCGGCGGUGGUGGAUGGGAAAAGGACUGUGUGGGCCUCGGCCCUACCUGAAGGGACUUCAGCACAAAAAGCUGAACUGGUAGCCUUGACCCAGGCCUUGAAGAUGGCAGAAGGACAAGGGGUGAAUAUUUUCACUGAUAGCAGGUAUGCAUUUGCUACCGCUCAUGUACAUGGCGCCAUCUAACGAUGGAGAGGGCUAUUAACUUCAGCAGGAAAAGAAAUUAGAAACAAAGAAGAGAUUUUGAGCCUCUUGGAGGCAAUUCACCUUCCAAAGAAGGUAGCAAUAGUUCAUUGUUCUGGCCACCCAAAAGGGACAGACUAUAUUGCAAAAGGAAACCAAAUGGCGGACCUGGAAGCAAAAAAAGCUGCCCAGGGACCCAUGAUUUUGACCAUCAGAACCCAAUCAAAGACUCCCAAUCCCACUGAGGAACCAGGGACCAAGCCGGUCCUGUCUGAAGAAGAAAGCCUACAGUACCUAUCUGGGAUCCAUCAGUGGACCCACUUGGGGCCCGAAAAGAUGAUGGAAAUAGUAGCCCGGUCUCAGUAUAAGAUUCCAGGGUUGAAGAAACUAGCGCACAGGCUAGUGCGAGAGUGUAAGGCUUGUGCUUUCACCAAUGCCAGCCACCAUCAGGAGGUAAAAGGAACUAGACUUCGAGGAGAUCAACCUGGUUCUUACUGGGAGGUCGAUUUCACUGAAGUAAAACCUACCAGGUAUGGUAACAAAUAUCUCUUAGUAUUUAUAGAUACUUUUUCCGGAUGGGUCAAGGCAUUCCCAACCAAGAAGGAGACGGCUACUGUGGUGGCUAAGAAGAUAUUGGAAGAAAUCCUACCCAGGUUUGGGGUGUCAAGGGUGAUUGGCUCAGACAAUGGGCCUGCUUUCAUCGCGCAAGUAAGUCAGGGACUGGCCAAACUAUUGGGGUUCGAUUAGAAAUUACAUUGUUCAUAUAGACCCCAGAGUUCAGGACAGGUAGAGAGGAUGAAUAGAACCCUAAAGGAGACCUUAACUAAAUUGACUAUAGAGACCGGCGGGGGUGAUUGGACAGCCUUGCUCCCACUUGCCCUGUUCCGAGUCAGGAACACGCCCGGAGUCCUGGGACUUACUCCCUUUGAGAUUUUAUACGGUUCUCCACCUCCCAUUUAUCAGACCCUUGAGAGUACAACUCGCCCUGAUGAUGGUUAUAUUCCCCCUUUUCCUAUUCUAGCCCGACUAAAAGCCUUAGAGACUGUGAAAAAGGAAAUCUGGGGAACCAUAAAGAACUCCUAUGCUCCUAAAGAAGAUCCAGUACCACACCAGUUCGCGGUCGGAGACACUGUCCUAGUAAGGAGACAUCGGACGGGCAACCUUGAGCCACGGUGGAAAGGCCCGUACUUGGUCCUGCUGACAACCCCCACAGCAGUGAAGGUAGACGGCAUCGCUGUGUGGAUCCACGCCGCCUCGCACGUGAAAAGAGCACCUCCGAACUCUCACCAAGAUGAAUGGACUUUGGAGCGGACUGGUAAUCCUCUUAAGUUGCGCCUACGCCGUAGGCCCACAGAUGAUGGGGAAUAAUCCACACACUCCCCAAAAACUGACUUGGCAGGUCACCUCAAU